GAGAGAGAAAGAAAGAAAAAAAGAAAAUAGAAAGAAAGAAAGCCAAACCAACAGUGGCAGAGAGUAGAAUGGUGGUUACAAGAGUCUGGGGCAUGGGGGAAAAGGGAAGAUUAAAAAAAAAUUAGAAAUAGAAUGGUAGUUGCCAGAGGAAGGGGUGAAGAGUCUAUGGGGAGUUAUUGUUGAGUGGAUAGAGAGUUUUCAGUUUUUGCAAAAUGAAAAAGUUCUGGAGAUAAAUGGUGGUGAUGGUUAUAACAAUAAUAUAAAUGUAUUUAACACUACUGAACUGUACACUUAAAAAUGGUUGAGAUACGGGCGCCUCGGUGGCUCAGUCGGUUGAACGUCCAUCUUUGGCUCAGGUCAUGAUCUCGCAGUCUGUGAGUUCAAGCCCUGUGUCGGGCUCCGUGCUGACAGCUCAGAGCCUGGAGCCUGCUUCGGGUUCUGUGUUUCCCUUUCUCUCUGCCCCUCCCCUACUCAUGCUCUGUCUCUCUCUGUCUCAGAAAUAAACAUUAAAAAAAUUUUUUAAAUGGUUGAGAUAGUAAAUUUUAUGUUAUGUGUAUGCUACUACAAUAAAACUCAGGGGAAAAAAUGGUAAAGGUAGGAAACACAAAACCCAAGGGGAAAAAUGUGUAUGUUAUAAUAGCAGUACACAUUGAUAUAAAAAUAAGAGACUUGGAGAUUGUGUUUUUCAUCUUGUCAUCCAAUUUACUUUGUAUAAUAAUCAUAUUUAUUUAGGAGUCCAUGUAUCUGGUUCCUUUUUGAAUGGUUUAUACAGAAGACCAUCAUGGAGAACAUGAGAAUUGGUGGAAAGUUGAAGGAAAGUGAAAAUGAGCAGUAGUUAUUUUCUAAGUAGGACUCUUGAUCACCUAAGAAAGAGUAAUGUUUUGGAGAGUCAUGAAGUAGAAUUAAAGUUUACAGUUUGGUUGGGCAUUUGCUGAAGUACUUUGCCAACAGUGGUGUAUAUACUUUAUCAUAUAAAGCCCAACGUAUAUAAUGGAGAAGCAGAGGGAAUAAAAAGAAAUCUUAAGUAGAGAUUAGAUAGAGUCAGGCUUGAUUUGUAAAGGUAAAUGUUGAAACAAUGGGGAAAAUGGAUACCAUGAGGGAGUGACCAGAGAGAGGCCAGGAAUGUAAGCUUUUCAUUCAUCAAAAAGAGAAGCAAUAAAAAGGAGAACAUAUCAGAUCUAACCAGAAUCUCUUUUGGAACACAGAUAUUAUCUUCUCUCUCUUAACCACUCAAAAUUAUCUGAACUUAGAAGCCCAAAAAAAAAAAAAAAAAAAAAAGAUUUUCUAAUGUAUUCAACUGUCCUUCAGUCUUUUCCUGUCUGUACUCAGGAAAAUCCUGACCUAAGGCAUGCCCUGGUACUUGAAGGUCUACCUCAUCAUCAUCCAGGGAGGGAGACAAAGAAAGCUAAACUUUGAGCUCUAGCUAGAUUCUGUUUUCUCAGGAGAAUGUGGAGUUUCCUUCACCUUCUGUCAAAAGAGUUAAAACACAUGAAAGCCCCUCUUCAAAGACUUUAUCUGUUUAAAAUUAGUUAUAGGUUGUAAGGAGAAUUUUUCUGAGUUGGAAGAAAGUUGAUACUAUUAUCUACAGGGAUGAACACUGUCAAAAAAUAGACUGUUGGUACAGGGUCUAAUGUGUCUAUUUUAGGGGUCUCAUCUUUUGAAAUCAUGGUCAUAACACCAGACUGCAUCAGGAUUCACACAUUUAUAUUAAACAAAGCAGAAGAGUCACUAAUAGCUGUUUCCUAAGAAGUCACACUCUGAAGACUUAAUGACUUAAACUUAAUUAUUUUCAUGACAUCAUCCCCCAGAAAGACUCCCCCCACCCCUUCAGGUUAUUUCGUUUCCUAACAGCUCAUGAGACAUAAUCUCCCCUGACCUAGAAGUUACAUCUGAUCUGGUGAUUUGUUUCUGCAGAUGGUAGAGAGGAACAAAUAGUUAGAUGGGCUUAAUGACCCAUCAGCCCAAGUUUAUGUGCCCAGAGGACUCUGAAGUCUAAGCUCAGGGAUCCUGGGACAUGCUUAAACUUAGGGAUGUUUUCACUCAUUAUAAAGAUUUUCUCCAUGUGACAGGAUGGACUUAGGACCUGGAGGCUUGAAGGGGCUCCAAUCACCAUGUGUAAGCACCUAGGCUUAUGCUGUGGUAUUGGUUCAAGUGAGGGCUGACAGAGGAAAUAUUAGAAAGGUAAGGCUACAUAGACAGGGGAGAUGAGACACGAUAGUGAGGAAGAGAAGAGGUAAAUGAGGAUAGAAGGGGACAAUAGUCUCUUCUCUGCUCAGGAGUUAUCCAAACCCCAUUAUCCAUUCUCUUCACAAAAGAACACAACAGAGCACAUGGGACUGGAAAAGACAUUCAGCAGGUGAGCACAGAGAUAUGCCAACAGGCAAUAUGCAGAAAUUCUCUCUCCUCUCUGUCUCCCUCUCUCUCUCUUCCACACAUACGCGCAUGCGUACACACACACACACACACACACACACACACACACACACACCUCACAUAGUAUACUCCUCACCGCUAGAAAGCCACAAAUAGUUUUCAGUAGCAUAACCACAUAUAUUGUCUCUAAAGAAGAUUGCUUUGACUAGCAAAUUGUUGGCAGGGAAGCAGACCCAGCAACUAGGCUUGCUGUGAUUCAUCUGAGGCAGAAGAAGGCUACUGCAGGUCACUGUCAUAUGUUUGAGGCUAGAUGUAGAAGUGUGACUGAUGUCAUAUCCAAAUAAAAUGAUGUAGGUAUUAUACAUUUGGUCUGCCCUAUAAUCUUAUUUGUUUUCUCCUGCAUAAUCCUGGUUUAGAGGUUCUCAAUUCUACAUUGCCCCCCUUCCCCCACCAUGCACCUACUACUUUAUGGAAAUAUAUCCAAGCCUUUUUAAUGGAGCCCAGUACAUCUGCUAGUUUAGUCAUAUCCAGUGUCCCCCUCUAGUUUUCUGUGUCAUAGCCUAUUCAUGACAGUGCCUGAAAGAAGUUACUCUCAUCAAUUGGUUGAUCCCACCCAGCUUGAGAAAUCUGUAGAAUGAGAGAGAACACAGUUUACUUUCCAACUGAACUGUAUUAGUUUAUGUGUGAAUCCAUAGAAUUCUAGAAAUAAAUCUAAAUGUGAAGCUCUACACUUCUCAUUCACUUUGCAAUAUUGUGGGUCAUCCCUCUUUCCCUGCCUCCUUCAUCUUACCCUAUAGUCACCAUGAAUUAUUUGUAAGUAAUAAAAUCUUUAUAAUCAAGUAAGUUAUUUGUGCUAUUAGGUGACAAUCUUAGCUAUUUAGAAUUAAAAUAAAAAUAAAAUUUGGGGAAGGACUAAUAGUUUAAAUAAGUACCACUUAUUGAAUAUAUCCUAAGAGCUAGUCCUUUACAUGCAUCGGUCAUAUUUGUGCUUAAAACAAGUCACAUGGAUAGAAUUUAUUAACUCAAUUUUACAGAAAAAAAACUGAUGUAGAAAUUAAAGGAAUUUGUUCAAGGAUUCCCAUUAGUAUGGCAUAGCAAGAUUUCAAGGCAUGUUUGAAUGAAUUCAAAGUCUGUAUAAAUCAUCUAUAAUAUUCUAGUAUAAGAGUCAAAGGAAAAAGAGCCAGUGGGGUAAAAAAAAAAACACAACUUCAAUAAAUUGAGAGUUGGUGGGCACUAAAAGGGAAAGAUCUCUAACUAUUAUCAAUUAAACUUUUAAAAUGGACUCUGGGCUUUUUGUCCAUGUGCACAUCUAGAAAAAGAUGAAAUUACUACCUUGCCUUCCAGGAAUAAUCCUUGAGCUUAUUGGCCCACACUAUCUGCCACUAUUUGUGGCACACAACUGCAGCAGAAAUAAGGCAACUUUCUGACCAAAAUUGUGAGAGGGUGGGUGUCCUACUGAAUUUGAGGUAUAUUAUCAAAAAGAGCUCCCUCUGCUUCUCCCCUGGAAAGCUCCCCCCUCAGCCAGUAAAGUAUCAUUGAAAAACAGCAGCCCUGAAGAUGGGGCUGACUCUGGACUGUGAAUCUCAUGAUGUGUCAUCCUACUUACUUCCUCAGACUUUCCUAAGUCCCACCAGCCAUUGCCCACUGAUUUCUCAGCCUUGCAUACUCCUGUCAACAAUGGCAAACAUUGUUUUCUCCAUAUAUAUGAGUAAUUUUCUCUCUAGCUUCUUUGGGGGCAAGAGACGUUCCUCUUUCUCAAGCAGAGCAGGUGACUAUCAAUUCCCUUGCCUGGGUAUUACUACUCAGCAAUAACUAGCUGGCAAAGUUACAUGCAAUCACAUACAUAAUAAGAAUCAGUUUAAUAACUAACUCUCUUUUUCUCUUUCUAUCUCUCACACAUACACACACAUAAGCGCACACUUACACAAAUCCUGAUUCUAUUCAACAGCUAAAUUCUGAAAAACUUGGAACCAUACACUCCUGUGGCAGUGCUGGGAAUGUUAAAAUGAAUAUCCCCCAGUUUUUGCCCCCAGGCAGCAGCAUUUCUAUUAGUAACAAAUAGAUAAAUACAUAAAAAAAGUCAUGUUGUAUUAGAUGCAGCAUAAUUGUACAAUAUACUAGUGGCACAAAGUGUUAAAACAAUUUCCUUUAUUCAUUUCAGGGAUCAGGAAAGAUUCAUUAACAACACUUCAGUUUUGGUGUCACUGAAAUUUGUUACUUGUUUUAUCUAUUCAUACCUGAAGCCAGGACCAACUUAAGGACAAGGUGUAAUUUUCUAUGUUCAUUAUAUGUUGUAAGAAAGAUGAACGUAGUUUAAUUGAUAAGCAAAAGGUAAUUUAUUGUAAGAACAUUAGGGAAUGGCAGAAUAAACAGAGUCUGGAGGUGUGGGAUAGGAAACUAAGGCAUUCCAUAAGAUCAGAAAUCAUCAAAAACAACAAUGGUCUCAUAGGAGAGAUAGAUUGAGGGAAAUUUAAAGAAAGACCAUCUGAUUGGCCACCCUUAAGUCAUGUGACAUAUGAGAUCCAUUAGGUAAAUCCCUACAUUUAUAUUAUAUCAAAAGACAGCCAAUGGUAUAAUUCAAUCUUUCUCAUUUGGACUUUGGAUUCUCUAACACCAGAUCGCACUUUGAGAAGUCCCGGGUAUAGCAGUUUCCCAAAAGUAAAAAAGGAGCUAUUUGAAAAAAAAAAAUGGAAGAAAAUAUCAAGCAGAUAAGCAUACACUACUACGUGACAGACUAUAAGUUCCUUCAAAUAACUCACAUUAUUACAAAAGUUAAAGGUACACAUAAUAUCACCCACAAUUAAUCUCAGAACAAUAACAUGUAUUGAGAGUUACUCAAUUACCCUCUGGAAAGAACAGAAUCUCUAAAGUUUGCAAUCAACCACUCCUGCUAUUACCUCCAGCACACCAGUUAAGGUUCUCUUCAUUUUCUAUGACCUUGAUAAAGAAAAGAUCAUAACAAGAGUGAGAUACCUACGCCUCAACAGGAAUUCAAUGACACUUGCUGGGAGAAUGACUUCCAUCAAUGACACCCACUUCCAUCCCCCCUUGUUUCACCUGCUAGGAAUCCCAGGACUGGAAACUGUACAUAUCUGGAUUGCUUUCCCAUUCUGCAUUGUGUACCUGAUUGCCCUUGUGGGGAACAUCACCAUUCUCUUUGUGAUCAAGACUGAACACAGUCUCCACCAGCCCAUGUUCUACUUCCUGGCCAUGUUGUCUAUGAUCGAUCUGGGUCUGUCCACGUCCACCAUCCCCAAAAUGCUGGGCAUCUUCUGGUUCAACCAACAAGAGAUCAGCUUUGGGGGCUGCCUUGCCCAGAUGUUCUUUAUCCACAUGUUCACAGGAAUGGAGACUGUUCUCCUGGUGGCCAUGGCUUAUGACCGCUUUGUUGCCAUCUGCAACCCUCUCCAGUACACCAUGAUCCUCACCAAUAAAACCAUCAGCAUCCUAGCUUCUCUUGUUGUUGGAAGAAAUUUAAUUCUUGUGACUCCAUUCGUGUUUCUCAUUCUGAGGUUGCCCUUCUGUGGGCAUCACAUCAUCCCUCAUACGUACUGUGAGCACAUGGGUCUUGCCCGGUUGGCCUGUGCACCCAUCAAGGUCAACAUUAUCUAUGGGCUCAUGGUGAUUUCUAAUAUCAUUGUGGAUGUGAUCCUGAUUGCCUCCUCCUAUGUGCUUAUCCUUCGAGCUGUUUUCCGCCUUCCUUCUCAGGAUGCCCGGCUAAAGGCUCUCAAUACCUGUGGUUCUCAUGUCUGUGUCAUGCUGUGCUUUUACACGCCAGCUUUUUUUUCUUUUAUGACACACCGUUUUGGCAGAAACAUUCCCCGCUAUAUCCACAUUCUUCUGGCUAAUCUUUAUGUGGUUGUCCCACCGGCCCUUAAUCCGGUCAUCUAUGGAGUCAGGACCAAACACAUCCGAGAGAGAGUUGUGAAGAUAUUUGUACAGAAAUAAUAGUUCAGUGUCAACAUUUGGAAAAUAUAUCCACAUACCACCCACAUUUUAAUAAUCUGAGCUCUGCUUCAAAUUUCCUAUUAGAGUAGAUAGCAGUAGCCAGAUUUUUAUUUUUUAUUGGAAUUCGUUUAAAGUUGACAGGUAACUUUGCUGUCUGCUCUACCCACCCACCCCAUGUAACUGGACGAAGGGAAAGCACUGAUGGGAAAAGAAGAUGUCCUGGAGGCAGCAGUGGUUUGGGAGUAGAAUGGCUGGUGGGAAAAGAUGAGAACACUCCCCAUUUUUCCAUGUGUCUUCUCUUUAGGUACGUUUAGACCCUGAAGGAACACUGAUUCAACAAUCUCACUUUGUAGAUGAGGAAAAUAAGGUAUAAGCCAUGGCUUGGUGACAGUGUCUAAAUUAGUGCAUCUGUUCCACAGAUUUAUAUUCUGUAUAUUAAUCCUCAAGUUUUGCCUUCCUUCUCUAGAGUCAUUACUCAUUUUCAUUUUAAUGGUUCCCCUGUCUUGUUCUUACUGUCAUUUUUGUUCCCUUUCUUCUUUCUAAUCUAAUUCUUCCCAUUUCCCUCUCUUCCUCCUUCUCUCCCUCCUUCCUCCCUCCUCUCCCUCCUCCCUUCUCUCCUUCUCUUUUUAUCUCUCUCUAUCUCUAUCUCUUUUUUACUGUUUCUCCAAUAAACCAAGUAUCUGUGAAUUGAAGAAUAUGGGAGAAUACAGUUCAGACAUUAAAGAUAUAUGACAUUAUUUCCUCACUUACAGCAAAGUCAUUUUAGAUGUGA
Molecule: messenger RNA, 7093 nt
Organism: Acinonyx jubatus (cheetah)
Lineage: Eukaryota; Metazoa; Chordata; Mammalia; Carnivora; Felidae
Product: olfactory receptor 52E4
Exons: 1
Coding region: 5368-6321 (317 amino acids)
Biological process (GO): G protein-coupled receptor signaling pathway
Cellular component (GO): membrane
Molecular function (GO): G protein-coupled receptor activity; olfactory receptor activity
Source: RefSeq, a predicted model, not a curated record